CUGAACUGAGGCAGAGUGAAGCUUUAACUGUGUCAGUGCAGUAGCAGCAGUAGCAGCAGCAGCUCUCUGUGUGGAUCAUCAUAUGAACAAGAUGAGGAACUCGGUGCUGCUCAUUGUGCUCCUGCUGCAGCUGCCAGUCACCACCACAAAGGGAGGACACUGGGAGGACUACAAAUAUGGCCUCCAAAACUCAGAGAAGGACAAGAACCAGUUCUGCUGCUCAUGGAAAUGCCUCCUGUUCACCGUGCAAUGGCCCGGAGGCUUCUGUCAGUCUUUGAACAAAGAGACUCUGUGCAGGAUUCCUCAGAGCAUCAACACCUGGACGAUCCACGGUCUGUGGCCACUUCAGGCACAACACUGCUGCAGCUGCUGGCCGAUGUUCCACUCUGACGUCCAGGAGCUGGAGGCAGAGCUGAGCAAACACUGGCCAUCGUUAGUGACAACCAAAUCCAGCUUCCACUUCUGGAGAGACGAGUGGAGAAAACAUGGGGUGUGUGCAGCGUGUGUCGAGGGAAUGAACUCUCCUCCAAGAUACUUCCAGAUCUGCCUCAAACUACGAGCACAAUUCGAUAUCCACAAACUGCUGGAAGAUGCUGGCAUCACUCCAUCCUGUGAACGGCCUUACAAGGUUGCAGAGGUGCACAGUGUCCUGGUUCCACAUCUAAGUGACAGACUUGAGAUUCAGUGUGUGACAGACGACAAGGACAGAGAGGUGUGGUUUCAGGUGAAGAUCCCUCUGUCUCACAACCUGACUCUCGGCUGUGAUCACCAUGGUGAUGCUGAGAAUGACCUGGCGACCGGAUCCAACCGGGCAUGGAACUCCUCUCCUGGACAUCCCUGCCCUCCUCAGGUCCCUUUCUACUACUUCCCAAUAGACCACCAGCAGCCCAAGCAGCCCUGUGGCUGAGAGGACCACGGCACCUGAAAACCCUCAGUAGCAGCAGCCCCAGCAGCUUCCUACUGUCUUCAGUGGAGAACUGUACUCUGAAUGUGUAACCUAAGUUAUUACUUCACAUCUACAUCAACAAAUAAAUCAAUUCAUACAUUUACAGAAUUUGAAUGUGUUAUUUUUGUUGCC
Seriola dumerili (greater amberjack) is the source of this 1078-nucleotide messenger RNA. It is a transcript of the gene rnaset2l, whose product is annotated as ribonuclease Oy-like. Gene Ontology annotation, cellular component: extracellular region. Gene Ontology annotation, biological process: RNA catabolic process. Bases 83 to 907 code for a protein of 274 amino acids. Lineage: Eukaryota; Metazoa; Chordata; Actinopteri; Carangiformes; Carangidae. Gene Ontology annotation, molecular function: RNA binding; ribonuclease T2 activity. The transcript has 9 exons. The record is from RefSeq and is a predicted model, not a curated record.